AGCCUUAAAGAGGGAUUACUGGGUUUAGUUCUCCGCGGAGAAAUUGAGGCUCGGAGCAAUGAGUCUGCAGCUGACUAACCUCCGGUCGCUGUAGGGUCGUGGACCUGCCUUUCUCCAGCUGGCUGUGGGGCGCGGGCAGGCCAGACUCCAGCCGCUGCAGAGAGAAGGGAGGGAGACCCUUUGGGGGCCCCGCGAGCCUUGUUUGUCCCGAAACGAGUGGUGAUCGGGUGAAAUCUCCCAUUUCCUCCCUCAGCCAAACAGCAAAGAUAGCAAGAUGACGCAGCAGCUUAGUCUUUGAAACAGAGAGUGGCAGAUGUCCAGAUGGGAGCCUUAUUUCUGUUCACUCCUUCGAAAGGGAAGAAGGGACUAGGAGAAUUGGAGAAGAGACCAUCAUGAUGUGCGAUGUGAAUAGAAGAUUCAAAUCUCAGGAUUCACAGACCAGUUAGGCGUUUGGAUAGACCAUGGCCCUGAGAGCAUGUGGCUUGAUCAUCUUCCGAAGACGCCUCAUCCCCAAGGUGGACAGCGCUGCAAUUGAGUUUCUACUGCUACAGGCAUCAGAUGGCAUUCAUCACUGGACUCCUCCCAAAGGCCAUGUGGAACCAGGAGAAAGUGACUUGGAAACAGCCCUUCGGGAGACCCAGGAGGAAGCAGGCAUAGAAGCAAGCCAGCUGACCAUCAUUGAGGGCUUCAGAAGGGAGCUCAAUUACGUGGCCAGGGAGAAGCCUAAAAUUGUCAUCUACUGGCUGGCAGAGGUAAAGGACUGCGAUGUGGAGGUCCGCCUCUCCCACGAGCACCAAGCCUACCGUUGGCUGGGGCUGGAGGAUGCCUGCCAGUUGGCUCAGUUUGAGGAGAUGAAGGCAGCACUCCAAGAAGGACACCAGUUUCUCUGCUCCACAGCGACCUGAACUGACCAGAGUCCGGCCUUUUGCCUCAGUAGGAUCCUUCAGGGCCUUCUGAGAUGAACUGCCUUCACUUCACUUCCUUGGUCUUUGGCUCAUUAUAGCAGAGAGCAGAGAGGCUAGUAAAAUCAGCUGAGGACUCUCAGAGGAGAGCAAGCAAGAAUCUCAGCUAGGUGGAAAGGAAGGGAAAGGAGGAGUUUAAAAAAAAAGCCCAGGUCCAGUGAGUGCCUCCUUAUACUUUAUGAAUAAACUUCAAGCAGCUUCUCUCUCCCUCUAA
Cervus elaphus (red deer) is the source of this 1176-nucleotide messenger RNA. RefSeq names its product nudix hydrolase 2 (gene NUDT2). Bases 462 to 905 code for a protein of 147 amino acids. Gene Ontology annotation, biological process: ATP biosynthetic process; AMP biosynthetic process. Lineage: Eukaryota; Metazoa; Chordata; Mammalia; Artiodactyla; Cervidae. Gene Ontology annotation, molecular function: bis(5'-nucleosyl)-tetraphosphatase (asymmetrical) activity. The transcript is spliced from 6 exons. The record is from RefSeq and is a predicted model, not a curated record.